GCAUCACGACACUGACUCACUGAGAUACGUUUCCACCCACCUAUGAAGCAGAAGAUUUUAUGUUACCAAGCGGCAGGAUUGAGUUUAGGGACUUCUAUCUCAUUCUGCUUCAGUGUCCCACUGAAUAAGACAGCUAAUCUCCUGUAGCAGAGCAGUUAAAAUAAUUGAUGAGUGUGUGUGUUGAAUCCCCUGGAGAUGCUGGAGCAAGGAGGGGGUGAAGGGAAAAUAGAAGAGAAAAAGGAAGGGGAGGAGGGCAGGUGCUGAUUUCAGCCCUGUAGCGUCAGGAUUGCGUCAAUUUGGGUUUCAACCACGUCUACAGUCUAAGAGCGGAGCUACUCAGAAGAGCCAAAACAGGAAAGGGGGUGGCAAAUCACUGAGUGAGGGAGAGCUAAGAUCCCUCUCUGCUCUAUCGCCCCCCGCCCCCCACCUUACUCGCGCAUGAAGGUCCCCUGAGCUGUACAUUGGUGUUUGCAUCACUCGGAAAAUCCAGCCCCUGGUUCUGGGGAAGAAGAAAACAGCAGUUUUCAUAGCGAGGCAAGACAGGGGUUGCUAUUCAGUACCUCGGACAGAGCACGCAGCAAACAUGGCUCCGAUCACCUCAAGCAGAGAGGAAUUUGAUGAAAUUCCUACAGUGGUGGGGAUCUUCAGUGCAUUUGGUCUGGUCUUCACAGUAUCUCUGUUUGCUUGGAUCUGCUGUCAGAGAAAAUCAUCCAAGACUAACAAGACUCCUCCCUAUAAAUUUGUUCAUGUGCUCAAGGGAGUUGACAUUUAUCCAGAAAACCUAAACAGUAAGAAGAAGUUUGGAGCAGAUGACAAAAAUGAAGCAAAAAAUAAACCAGUUGUGCCAAAGACCUCACUACAUCUUGACCUUGAGAAGAAAGACCUCAAUGGCAAUUUCCCCAAAGCAAAUCCCAAAGCUGGCAGCCCUUCUGAUCUUGAGAACUUAACUCCUAAACCCUUCUCAGAAAGGGAACAGAAAGAGUCCGCUUCCCCUGACAGCUUGAAGUCAAAUUCAUCCUUAUGUUCUGUAGAGAAACAGGAUAAACUUGGUACCCUUUUCUUUUCUUUAGAAUAUAACUUUGAGAAAAAGGCAUUUAUUGUGAACAUCAAAGAAGCUCGUGGCCUGCCAGCAAUGGAUGAACAGUCAAUGACUUCUGAUCCCUAUAUCAAAAUGACCAUCCUUCCUGAGAAGAAGCACAAAGUGAAAACCAGAGUCCUGAGAAAGACCUUAGAUCCAGCUUUUGAUGAAACCUUCACCUUCUAUGGGAUCCCAUAUAGCCAAAUACAAGAUUUGGUUCUUCACUUUAUUAUCCUGAGUUUUGACAGAUUUUCAAGAGAUGAUAUUAUUGGAGAAGUUCUUAUUCCCCUCUCAGGCAUUGAAUUGGCUGAUGGAAGAAUGCUAAUGAACAGGGAAAUCAUCAAAAGAAAUGUUAGGAAGUCUUCAGGACGAGGCGAGCUACUGAUCUCUCUUUGCUACCAGUCCACAACCAACACUCUCACUGUGGUGGUUCUAAAAGCUCGGCACCUACCUAAAGCAGAUGUUUCUGGAUUAUCAGAUCCUUAUGUUAAAGUGAACCUAUAUCAUGCAAAAAAGAGGAUCUCUAAGAAGAAAACACAUGUGAAGAAAUGUACCCCUAAUGCAGUAUUCAAUGAAUUAUUUGUGUUUGACAUUCCUUGUGAAGGUCUUGAGGAGAUCAGUGUAGAAUUCUUGGUUUUGGAUUCUGAUAGGGGAUCAAGGAAUGAAGUAAUUGGGCGGUUGGUCCUUGGAGCAUCAGCAGAAGGAACAGGUGGAGAGCACUGGAAGGAGAUCUGUGAAUAUCCUAGGAGACAGAUUGCCAAGUGGCAUAUGCUAUGUGAUGGUUAGCAUCCUAGCAAUGAUUUGGAACUUAAUGAUUUUCCAUAGCAAAGAGAAAUUUUCUUUCCUUUUGAAUUAUGAUUACAAGCUUUUAACAGAAAGGUAGCCUUUAUGUUUGAACUGGGUUAAAUGAUCAUAUCAAGAGAUAAUUGUAAAUUUUAUCAUCCAUUUGAUUCUUCUUCAUUAGAGAAAUUUGAUAUAAUUUCAAAAGAGAUUCAACUUCCCUGGAGGUAAUGAUUGUCAAAAUGUAAAUUUCAGUAAGGACAGUCAGGACUUUCAUAAAUAUAUCAUUGCAUUCCUAGUUGGUAGCAUUGGUCUUGAGGGUAUACCUCUUUUGUAUAUGUUAAUGGAACUUGUGUCUCUUGAGACAUUAACAUGGAAUACAUACCUUUUUAGUGCAAGUAUAUCAGAACUCUUCUGUGAAAAUUCAUUCAUUGUUUCUAAAAGUUGGGGAAACAAUAUUUUGAUCAAUCCAAAGAUUUUAAAAAAUGUUCACAAUUUGAUUUAUCAAUUUUGUCAUGUAAAAAUAGUUGUUUUGUACAAAAUGAUGUCUACUUAUUCCUUUACGGUUUGAAGAUAUUAGGUAUCAUUUUCUCACAAGGAAAAUAACUUAGAUACCUUCUAAAAGCUAGUUAGCAAGUUUAAACAAUUAGUUUUAGAAAAGGGCUCAGAUGGAAUCCAGUUGUACUGUUAUAUUAUAGGUAAAUUCUAUGACUGAAUGCUAAAAUCAUUGUCCUUUCCAAAAUAUUUAGAUGAGUGACUUGAAUUCAGAAGAUCUUAAUGAUGAAUGGAGAACUGAAAGAGCAUCCAGUUCAAACUCCUCAUUUUACAAAUGAAGCCUAGAGAGCAUCAGUGACUUCCGCAGGAUCAAAUAUUGUAAAAUGUCACAUGAAAACUCUAAAGUUUUCCACCACUUUGUCACAUUCCCCAAACUCAAUAAGGCCUAAAGAAACACACACACACACACACACACACACACACACACACACACACACACACACACACACCUUUUUUUCACUUUGUUAUAUCAGUUAAAUCAAAGGAAUAGAGACAAAAUACCUAACUAGAAAAGUUAGAAAAUCUAUUAAGGAGACAUAUAGUCAUUGUUGUCUGAAUUAAGAGAUAAUAAUACUGACUAAUUCUUCAUUAAAAUCUUUUAUUUUUUAAUCAGUGCCAAUGGACCAUCUAUUUAAAUAUAAAAGCAAACUGAGAUUGUAAAAAUCUGUUGGUUGCCACAUGAAAAAAGGAAUUGUUCCAAAAGCCAAAGAAAGGAAACAAAAAUAAUAAAAAAUAAUUUUUUAAAAAUAAAGAAAAAAUCAAUCCCCAUGGAAAUGUAUUUGCAUUAAUACCAAAUAUGUUUUGCCCAUUCCACUAGCACAGACCUAAAUAUAAAGUUUACUGUCCUCUCUUGAUUAAAUUGCCCUGGCAAUGAUGUCUGCAAACAAACUAUAUAAUUAUGCCCUAUAUCACUUUUCAGGGUUUGGGCUCUGGAGGCCAUUUUAAUACUACUAGAGAAACAAUGCAAAACUAAAUGAUCACUUAGAAAAAAUGAUUUUGGUCACUGCAUGUGGAUUUCAAUGAUGGUAGAAGUGAAGUUGGAAAUUCCAAUGCAGUUGAAAUAUGAAAUAUGCAAGUAAGAAAUAAAUAACACUGAAAGAAUUACAUUUUGAGUCUUUCAGGUUUUGUGUCAGUACUUUAUCAGUUUUUGAGACUGUGUUUGAUAUCAUGGUGUUUAUAAAAUUCUAUGAAAUUGCAUUUUUGAAACAACUUAUACAUGCUUUUUAUGACUGUGCUUAAUAUAAAGUAAAUGUAUUACAUUCUGUAUGUAUAAAAAACUGGAAUCAACUGUCUUUUGUUUCAAAAUAAUUGUAUUUGUUCUUAUGUCCCUACUAUUUCACCCUACCACAGUAUCCUCUUAGAACAUCAUGUUCCACAUAAUAUUCUUAUGACAGAAUCAUCAAUGGAGACAGACUAAUGGGACUAUAGAAUUUUUAAGCUAAAAGGAUUUCAGGACUCAUCUAGUUCAACUGCCUCAUUUUACAGAAGAAGAAACUAAGGUGCCAAGAGGUUAAAUAAUUUGCUUAAGGAUGUAUGGUUAGUUAAUGGCAGAGUUGAGGCUUGAAUCCAGUUCUCCUGAUUCUCAAAUGUAGUGCCCUUUUUCACUCUACCACAUCUAAUGCCUCUAUGCAGUUAUAAGUUCUAAUUCUGUGAAAGGCAAAUUGCUUUUUUAUUAAUUUCUUUAGCUUCUUGGGCUAGGCCUCUUUUAUUAGAAUCUCCAUAAAGUUAAAAAUAAGAAACUGCUAAAGUAUCUCCUUCUGGCAACCUAAGUGUUAAUAUUAUUACCAUCUAAGGAAUUACUGUUGAGGGUGGAGGGAGGUAGGGAGAAAAUGUUAAAAAAAAUGAAAAAUUUUUUAUUAAAAUAAGAAUUUGUAAAUAGAAUUUUUAUUUUUUUUUAAUUUGAAGCCUUCUUGAGUGUGAAAAGUUGAGUAAAAAUGACUUGUAACUCAUUCUAAGGAAAGAAAGAAAAUUUAAAAAAAUCAACUGAAACAGGCAGGAACAUGUGUCAUCCUGUCAUCCAAGAAUAUUUUUUUCUUUUUUAUAAUAUGCUGAAUAUCCAUGUGCAUAUCUUGAAUUCUGUUAAGGAUCCUGCACUGUAUGAAACUUGUAAAAUAACUGUUUGUCUGAGUAGCCUACCCAGUCCCUUUUAUUGGGAGGAAUCCAUGUUUGAAGAACUGUUGUAAUUCAAUAACUGAUUUGUUCUGAUGUUGUAAUUCAAUAGAAGUGAAUUGGAAGAAAGCAUGGUGUAUGAGAUUUUGUCAUUUUUUGUGCCAGCUCUGUAUGAUGUGCCAUGUUUGUAAGACAAGAAUAAAAUGCUGCUUUCAUUCAUGCCAUCCCAAA
Messenger RNA from Monodelphis domestica (gray short-tailed opossum), 4753 nucleotides. RefSeq names its product synaptotagmin 4 (gene SYT4). Gene Ontology annotation, cellular component: plasma membrane; synapse; axon. The record is from RefSeq and is a predicted model, not a curated record. Gene Ontology annotation, molecular function: calcium ion binding; SNARE binding; clathrin binding. Lineage: Eukaryota; Metazoa; Chordata; Mammalia; Didelphimorphia; Didelphidae. Gene Ontology annotation, biological process: calcium ion-regulated exocytosis of neurotransmitter; vesicle fusion.